AUGAAGAUUGCUUACCGGCAAUUUUGUCCCACAGAUAUUCAUAAGUUUACCAGAAUAAAUGCGGAUCCAUUGGUCGAAUCGUAUGGUAUCGGUUUCUACUUCCAAUACUACAGCCGAUGGAGGGAAUACUUCCUUGUGGCCGAAAAUAACUAUGGCGAGAUCGUAGCUUAUAUUAUGGGCAAGAACGAAGGCAUCGAUGAAAACCAUCAUGGUCAUGUUACAGCGGUUACCGUUCGUUCUGAUUAUCGAAAACGAGGCAUCGCGCGGGCUUUGAUGGAACGGCUCGAGGAAACCAGCGUUGACAAAGGGUGCUACUUCGUCGACCUUUUUGUUCGUAAAUCCAACACAGCUGCUAUAAAGCUGUAUCAAAAACUAGGCUACGUAGUAUAUCGCGAAAUUAUUGGCUACUACACGGGUCCUGCGCCAGAAAACGCUUAUGAUAUGCGAAAGGCUUUGCCGCUCGAUACAGAAAAGAAAAGCGUUAUACCACUUCGGGAACCCGUCGAUGCGUCUACACUGCCCGAU
Molecule: messenger RNA, 525 nt
Organism: Mesorhabditis spiculigera
Lineage: Eukaryota; Metazoa; Nematoda; Chromadorea; Rhabditida; Rhabditidae
Source: the annotation of a GenBank genome assembly